CCCCGCUCCCCGCUCCGUGCCCGGUCCCCCCCGCCGGGGCUGCGCGGCGGAGAGGGAUGCGGCGCGGCGCCCUCCCUCCCGCCGGCAGCAUGAGCCCGUCCUUCCUCCUCCUCCUCCUCCUCCUCGCCCUGCCCGCCCGCGCCCGGCGGGAGCAGGUGCCCGGCGGGGCGCAGCCGGGGCCGGCGGGCCGCAACGCCCCCGUGCCUUCCUCCUCCUCCUCCUCCUCUUCCUCCUCGCCUUCCUCCUCCUCUUCCUCGGCGGCGGCGGCGGGGCCGAGCCGCUUCCCGCGGAGCCGCCCGGGGCGGCGGCGGGGCCGGCUGUACUGCCGGGUGGGCAUCGGCUUCCACCUCCAGCUGCACCCCGACGGCCGGGUGGACGGCGCCCACGACGCGAGCCCGCUCAGUAUUUUGGAAAUAUUUGCUGUGUCUCAGGGGAUUGUAGGAAUACGAGGAGUUUUCAGCAACAAAUUUUUAGCGAUGUCAAAAAAAGGAAAACUCCAUGCAAGUGCCCGGUUCACGGCGGACUGCCAGUUUCGGGAGCGAUUCCAGGAGAACAGCUACAACACCUACGCCUCGGCCGUCCACCGCAGCCCGCGCUCGGGCCGGCAGUGGUACGUGGCACUCAACAAGCGGGGCAAAGCCAAGCGGGGCUGCAGCCCCCGUGCCCGGCCCCAGCACGUCUCCACACAUUUCCUCCCCCGCUUUCGGCAGCCCCAGCCCCCCGAGCUCGCCUUCACCGUCACCCUCCCCGAAAAGAAGCCGCCACCGCCCCCAAAACCGAAGGUCGCCCCAUCCCCGCCUCGGAAAAACCCCGGCCCCGUCAAGUACCGGCUGAAGUUUCGCUUCGGGUAGCGUGCAGUGGCGGGGAUGCUGGCAUGGGAGAGAGCAGGCGCCUGGGCGGCUUUUUGGGGGUGACCUCGUGGGAGACCUGAGUCCCCCCCUCCCCGCCUCCCCUGACGGAUGUGGCGAGGCUCCAGGUAGCUGUGUUGGGCUUGGGGUCUUCUCUUCGCCCUGCAAACCGGACAGCAUCCUCGGAGGCAUGCGCUGGGACGACACAACUUGGGCUUUCCAAAGAGUAUUCCUGUGGUGAACAGAAAACACUUGAUGGACCUCGGGUUCAUUUUCUGUGGUUGAAAGAAGCAGAAAGGUACCUCUACGGCGAACAUGUUUUCUUAACUUAUUUUCACUAUUGACUCUUUUGACAAUCAUUUUCAUGCAAGAGAUAUGUUCAAAGCCAACCUAUUAAGUGUUUUUUUUUCCUUUUUUUUUUUUUUUGCAUCUCCUUUUUGCUGCACUUUUUUCCUCUGACCAUACCUCAGGCACCGUGUAUCCAGGUCUGCCCCUUCCCCUUCUCUUAAAAACCAGCUCCUCCCUUCCACAACAAAACAACAAGAUCAAGCCCAACAAAUUCAUUCAUCUUGCCUGUGGUGCAAGGGGGUCUUAAAACUCUUUGUUGGCAAUAAUACAUAGAGAUAUAUAUAUAUUUUUUUAAGGGUUGCAGGCUUGGGGAGGGCGGCUGUUUGCAGCCCUGCUCCUGGUGGUCUCUCCUGUUCUUCCCUGGACAGCUGGAGGAGUGAGUCUCCUCCCGUCCAUCAAAGUAUGGCUUCGACGUCUGUGUUUAAAAUACCUCUGCCCCGGCCCCGUGGCAUUCCUGCUCGCACGGGGAGGGAGCCAGGCCGAGACCCCUCCGAGCCUCUGCUCCCUGGGGACGGGGAUGCGCUUGGCCUCUGACUGCCCCGGUUUCUUCCGACAGUUUGCGCUGCUGAUUUAUUUUAUCAUUCACAAUAUGCUUAUAGAGUGGGGGGAAAGGGUUUUAUUUUAUAGCGAGUGUGGCGAUGUGGCAAUAAAUGCUGUAACAGCUACUUGUACCUUUGGAAGUGUUUUUUCCCACCCAGGUUGCCCUAUGGCCCCGACUGUCGAUUUGUUUCUCUUUUGCGGUGUUAUCUAUGGAGUAAUUGUGCGUAGGGGUUUUUAA
Aquila chrysaetos chrysaetos is the source of this 1974-nucleotide messenger RNA. RefSeq names its product fibroblast growth factor 5 (gene FGF5). Gene Ontology annotation, cellular component: cytoplasm. The record is from RefSeq and is a predicted model, not a curated record. Gene Ontology annotation, biological process: fibroblast growth factor receptor signaling pathway; regulation of cell migration; positive regulation of protein phosphorylation. NCBI's taxonomy places the organism in Eukaryota, Metazoa, Chordata, Aves, Accipitriformes, Accipitridae. Gene Ontology annotation, molecular function: growth factor activity; fibroblast growth factor receptor binding.